This is a messenger RNA of Esox lucius (northern pike), 2231 nucleotides long. It is a transcript of the gene cers5, whose product is annotated as ceramide synthase 5. Bases 360 to 1553 code for a protein of 397 amino acids. Gene Ontology annotation, cellular component: membrane. Gene Ontology annotation, biological process: ceramide biosynthetic process. Gene Ontology annotation, molecular function: sphingosine N-acyltransferase activity; DNA binding. NCBI's taxonomy places the organism in Eukaryota, Metazoa, Chordata, Actinopteri, Esociformes, Esocidae. The transcript is spliced from 10 exons. The record is from RefSeq and is a predicted model, not a curated record.
AUCAGCUAAAGAAAAUGUUCUGCAUCAUAUUAUACGUACGUGUCCUGAUUACACGAUUGAUUUUAUCAAUUGAUUAUCAUGAUAGCUAGUUUAUUAUUCUGAUAAGAAAACGGUGGCUGCGGGCUUGGAGAUGGAGGCUGGCAGUCAACAGUAAAGAUUCCAUCAAUACAAUGCCUUUGUGAAUACCCAGCUAGCCGCGGGAGGUGGGGCCCUUUUCACUUCCUCAAUCCAACAACCAUCACGGGCACAAGACGUUUCUGGAGGACUUAUCCAACACGCGCUCCUCAAAGGAGGGGCGGUGGAAACGUUUCCCUCGUUUUUAGGAUAUAUUUCUUUAAUCGACACUACUUUUGGUGACCAUGGCUGCUCUUUCAGCCUGGUUUUGGAACGAGAGAUUUUGGCUCCCACAUAAUGUAACUUGGGCUGAUCUCGCAGACCCAGCGCCGGGUGUGGAGUAUCCAAAAGCCGGUCACUUGCUCUCUGCCUUACCACUGGCUUUGGGGAUCUUCGUGGUCAGAAUACUAUUUGAGAGGUUCGUAGCCAGGCCAUGUGCUUCACUCCUGCACAUCCAUGCCGCCUCGGCGUACCGGCCAGCUGCACCCAACAAAGUCCUCGAGAUGGUGUUUGCUUCCAUUACAAAGUGCCCAGACAAACGCCAUCUGGAUGGGCUGUCGAAGCAGCUUGACUGGGACGUGAGGAAAGUCCAACGUUGGUUCAGACAGAGACGCAACCAGGAGAAACCCAGCGUACUAAUCAAGUUCUGUGAAAGCAUGUGGAGGUUUACAUUUUACCUGUGCAUUUUUACCUAUGGGAUCCUCUUUUUAUGGCAGUCGACCUGGUUCUGGGAUACGCGUCACUGCUGGUACCACUAUCCCUACCAGGUCCUGACCCCUGGUUUGUAUACCUACUACGUGACCGAGCUGGCUUUCUACUGGUCCCUCAUGUUCUCACAGUUCACCGACAUCAAACGGAAGGACUUCGUCAUUAUGUUUGUCCAUCACUUGGCAACAGUGAGCCUGAUCAGUUUCUCCUACGCUAACAACAUGCUGCGUGUGGGGAGCCUGGUCAUGUGUGUCCACGAUGCAUCCGACAUCUUGCUGGAGGCAGCCAAGCUGGCCAACUACGCAAAAUACCAGCGCAUCUGUGACUCUCUCUUUGUGGUGUUUAGCGCGGUCUUCUUCAUCACUCGACUCUUCAUCUUCCCCUUGUGGAUUCUGAAUAGCACAUUAUUUGAGAGCUGGGAAAUCAUUGGUCCGUACCCGUCCUGGUGGCUCUUCAACUCCUUACUACUGGUACUGCAGGUUCUGCACGUCAUCUGGUCCUACCUAAUAGCUGGGAUAGCCUACAAGGCCAUUGUCCGAGGAAAGGUGUCCAAGGACGACCGCAGCGAUGUCGAGAGCAGCUCAGAAGAGGAGGCUGACACCAACGGUCGAGGUUUUAAAAUGUCUCCCCCCCACAAGGAGAAAGAGAACGGCACCAAUGGUCAUGCUGUCCCCUCGAAGACCUGGUCACAGCAGAUUGGCCGGCACGUCAGUAAGAGUAACAGAUGGUGACACGGAGACGGGUCGUCUGGCCGAGUCACACUGUCGGGGCCGAGUCAGGAAGGGUCGUCUGGCUGGGUGACACGGCACGUCCACUAGCUGUCGAACUCUGCUGGGAAUGGACAGUUUCGAUAGGAAAGUAUCAGCGCCUUAUAGGGAGAAUGGGGAAUAACUUCCAGGCCUUUCCACUAGUUCAUACUUACCUACAAUAGGCCAAGGCCUAGAUCUUGAAUUGUUUUUCCUGCCUCAUCCAGUCUCCGGGACGUUUUAGGACUGUUUCUUCACUCACCUCUGACUUCUGAUUUUAUAGUACUUUUCAGAACUGACAAUGAUCAGUGACUAUGACAACGGAUGUUAAAUGAAGAGACAAAAAAAUACUGUGAUUAAUCGAAUCUCAACUGAUUGCAUUUUAUACUGAUGAGAAAACUAUUUGCAUUCCCUCACAUUAAGUGAAUGGCAUUGUACUUAUUGUUGAAUUACCUUAUGUCCAUAAAAUUGGUCCGUGGUUGGUGGUUUUACAUGUCAACGUGAUGCGGCCAUUUGUUGAGAGAUUAUGUUCUCCGUGUUUCAUUGAGAGGGACGGGAGGGAGCUGCUGUAAUUGUUCCGCUUUGUCUUUUGGACUGUUUUAUUUGACCAAUUGCAUACGAGACAAAUGUUUAUUAAAUUUUUACGUUUCACGUUGUAAAAUG